Molecule: messenger RNA, 793 nt
Organism: Gilbertella persicaria
Lineage: Eukaryota; Fungi; Mucoromycota; Mucoromycetes; Mucorales; Choanephoraceae
Exons: 1
Coding region: 153-764 (203 amino acids)
Source: RefSeq, a predicted model, not a curated record
CUUGUCAACAUGAUGAAGUUUCGAUUAGAUCCUUUUCCUAAGCUAACUCAGUUCUUGUUGAACUCGUUAUUAAAUGCUCGUUUUCUUGUGUUUUCUGUUGUGAUGGCCAAGAUUACGAUUGACCGUCUCUACAAGUAUUCUGUGGUAAGUGGAUGACCUACUCUUGUUUGACAACUCAUACUCUUCUGGAGAUCAUCAAUCCUUUUGCUUAUGAUGCUCAAGGUGAAGCCAACCUUGAUAUUCUUGAAUAUCAAAAUCCUCAUACUGCUAAUGACGUGUUUUAUGCUUUAAACAGCUAUGGUGCUAAAGGUAGACAAGCCUAUCUGUCUUAUUUGUUCAAUGAUGUGCUGUUUGUCACUGCACGUACAGUUCCUGUCAUUGUGAUCUGUAGUUGGGCUUAUCAAAAGGCACCUGAAUCUAUUCGUCCUGGUAUAUGGUUACCUCUGUUGAAUUGGGCAGCAGAUCUUCUUGAGUCUGGCUUAUUGUAUACUUUGAUCAAGAUGUUUCCUCAGCGUAUUGAAUGGCUUGAAUGGCUCACUGCUUAUGUGAUUCGAUUCAAAUGGAUCACAUUUCAAGGUACAAUAGGUUUGUUGUUUGUAAGCAUGUUGGUUGGUGUUUAUUAUGCUUUCCAUACUUUAUUGGCUGACAGUGUGAUGAUGGAAAAAGAUCGUCAAAAGAAAGUACAAGCAAGAGAUUCAAUUCAACAGGUAUUGCAAGGAGCAGCUGCUCGUCGUGAAGCAUCUAGCAAUAAGAAAAAUGCUUAAAUCUAUGUGUAAAUAAAAUAUUUUUUUUU